GCUCGGUGCCUCCUCCUCCUUCUCCUCCCCUCCCCCUCCUCCUCCUCUCCAGCAGCCUCCUGUUCUCCGGGUCACCCCGUCUUUCUCCUUCCUCCAGCCCCUGUCCUCGGCUUCCUCUCCCCCGUCAUCUCCUUCACCUCCUCUUACUCCUUCCUUCCUAUUGCCAGCGUUCCUGGAGCCCCCAAGGACUAGAUCCAGAUCUAGGUCUGGAUUCAGCAUGAACCAACAACAGCAGCAGGCGCUGCACGGCAUGCCCGGGGUGCCUCACUUUCACCACCAGCUCCAGACACCACCACCUCUUCCUCUUCACCAUCACCACCAUCAUCAUCACCACCACCUUUCUGCUGCCCUCAGAGGGCCAGGCGUGGACAACAACCCCAUGGAGGGAGCCAGGCAACCCCACAGUCCUCCAAGAAGGAGAGGGAACAGUCCGACCACCAGUGAUUACCAUCAUCACCACCUCCUCCGAUCUCCAGCAGGUCAUUUGGGCCCCACAUUUCAGUGUCAGCCAGUACAUCAAGACCACAUAUGCAAUGAUGACAGCGAAAAGAACGAAGACAGUCCCAGCCCAAAAAGACAGCGAUUAUCGAAUUCUGUUUUUGAUUACACUGCACCAUCUCCUGCACCAUCGCCGCCAAUGCGACCAUGGGAGAUGACGUCAAAUAGGCGGCCUCCUUCGGCUCGACCCAUUCAACACCACUUCUCAGGGGAAAGAUGCAACACUCCUGCUCGUAACAGAAGGAGUCCUCCAGUUAGAAGGCAAAGAGGAAGAAGGGACAGGCUUUCACGCCAUAAUUCUGUUAGCCAAGAUGAAAAUUAUCAUCAUAUUUCCUAUGGCCAGCAGCAGACUAUAGAGGAGCCCAGGGCCUUUCACCCUCCGAAUGUAUCUCCCCGCAUGCUACACCCAGCUGCACACCCACAACAGCAAAAUACCGUUAUGGUUGACAUUCAUGAGCAGAUUCACCAGGGUACAGUACCGGUUUCUUACACUGUUACAACUGUAGCACCACAUGGAAUCCCUCUGUGUACUGGGCAGCACAUCCCUGCUUGUAGCGCACAGCAGGUUCCAGGCUGUUCUGUGGUCUUUAGUGGACAGCACUUACCCAUCUGCAGUGUGCCUCCUCCGAUGCUUCAAGCAUGUUCAGUUCAACACUUACCAGUUCCCUAUGCUGCUUUUCCACCCCUUCUUUCCAGUGACCCAUUCUUAUUACAUCCACCACAUCUUUCCCCACAUCACCAUGCUCAUCUACCCCCUCCUGGACAGUUUGUACCUUUCCAGGCACAGCAGUCUCGAUCGCCUCUGCAAAGGAUAGAGAAUGAAGUUGAGCUGUUGAGUGAGCAUCUACCUGUUGGAGGAUUUACAUACCCUCCGCCUGCUCAUGCACCAACAUUGCAGGCCUCUGGCCCUUUACAGUUCAUAACUCAUGAUACUUUGCACCAGGAGGUUUCCUUUGGAGUUCCUUAUCCUCCCUUUAUGCCAAGAAGAAUUACUGGACGUAGCAGAUACCGAUCACAACAGCCAAUACCACCGCCACCUUACCAUCCAAGCCUUUUACCUUAUGUCCUUUCCAUGCUUCCAGUGCCUCCUACCGUAGGACCAGCCUUUAGCUUUGAGUUGGAUGUGGAAGAUGGGGAAGUGGAAAACUAUGAGGCAUUGCUAAAUCUAGCUGAAAGGCUAGGUGAAGCAAAACCACGGGGAUUAACGAAAGCGGAUAUUGAGCAACUUCCGUCAUACAGGUUUAACCCAAACAAUCACCAGUCAGAGCAGACCUUAUGUGUAGUGUGCAUGUGUGAUUUUGAGUCAAGACAGCUUCUAAGAGUCUUACCAUGUAAUCAUGAAUUUCACGCCAAGUGUGUCGACAAAUGGCUAAAAGCAAAUCGUACCUGCCCAAUAUGUCGAGCUGAUGCUUCAGAAGUACAUCGUGAUUCAGAAUGACCAAUGUCAGAGCACAAUUCCAGCUCGGGUGUUCCUAGUCACAGAAAAAAAACUAUCCAUUGAACUUAACCCGUGUGGCUUCCAGCCUAUUUACACAAAAGGGUCAAUGGACCUCUUUUUUGCACUGUGUGAUUUAAUCAAUUAUAAAGCUUCUAAUUAGUCUUCACAAUUAUGGGAUUGUUAUACUAACCGUGUGAUUGGGACUCCAAAGAUUAUUAUUUUUUAUAUAUUAUGUAGCUUAUUUUGUGUGUGCACUAACAUUCCCUGGUUUUCGUGUGAUCAUUCCGAGUUUUUUUUUUUUUUUUUUUGCUGCAAGAUUACCGUGGAUGUGAUCUUUUAGCAUGUGCUUUUAUAUUUAAACAAAAAUAAAAAAAAAAAAAAAAAAAAAGAGAAAAACAAGAUUCAGUGGUAGCUCCAAACAGUUUAGCAAUCUACCUUGUUAUAGAGCCUUCAGAUACUGUGAGCAGGUGAGUGGAAUGUGUGUUUGCGUGUAUGUUGGUGACAAUGCUUUGCGUGGUUACUUGUGUCGAGCACAAGAGCGUGAAUAUGUGUGGUUGAGGACCUAUAUACCAGCAUGUACUAAGAAUGAAUGUGUGUAGUAUUACCUAUGCUGCAAUGUAUAAUCUUGUGUGUUAUUUAAACAGUACUAGUACUGUACACUGGUUUCUUUUCUUGUGUUUGCAGUUGCACACUGAAUGCUAAGGGUGUAGCAAUCUAUAGGCAUUUCAUUACCCUUCCUCUAUUUGUUAUCCAUAUAAUAUUUACCACUGAUUCCUAUGUUGUGCUUAUCUGUGCCACUGCUGGGGAAGGGCAAAAAGUGCAUUUGCAGAGACAAGUAAAAUUAUCAUCACUGUUGCUUUGAAAAAUUUUGUUUCUGUUCAAAUGAUUUCCAUAUUCCUCUUGUGCAUGCAAAGUGUUUAUGAGCUUCUGUCUGAGAGAGCAAAGAACUUCUAGACUACACAGUAAUAACCACAUGAGUUUGUCCAAACUGGUCCUUUAAUGAAUUCCACGGCUCUUUACCUGUUCUCCCUAUAGGAUAAUGGGUAAAGCGACUAGACUACUUUACUGGUCACUGACUGAUACCGCUGUCGUAUAUCUAGAGGUCUGGAAAGAAGGUCCUCGCUGUGGUCCAGGGUCAAUGCAUAUUUGCAAAGGAAACUUUUAGAACAUGCCACAAUGUGUUUUUUUUUUUUUUUUU
Molecule: messenger RNA, 3134 nt
Organism: Rana temporaria (common frog)
Lineage: Eukaryota; Metazoa; Chordata; Amphibia; Anura; Ranidae
Gene: RNF38
Product: ring finger protein 38
Exons: 12
Coding region: 218-1936 (572 amino acids)
Source: RefSeq, a predicted model, not a curated record